GCUAUACACUGCUACAACUGUGCAGUGUGAACUGUGUUUUGUACUUGUACUGUUUACUGCCACGCAGGCACACUAAAGUUAACCAACCGCUGUGGAUGGGUGGGAUCGACCCGAGCAAACUGGUAGCCACGUCGCUAGCUAACAACGUUAGCUGUCUAACGUCAGCGAACAUCACAAUGGACUUGCCACAUCACGGGUACCGAGCAACUAAACCAAGAGCCCGUGCGGCUCCCCCCACAGCUGAUUCUGUCCUGUUUGACGACACCAGCUCUGCAGCACCUGCAAUGAACAGUCAUGGGUAUUACACACCUGGGUACAAUGUGGGAGGACCCACAAAUGACAUGCAAGGAGGUGCUGGGAUGAACAACCUGUUUACUGACCCAAUGGCCAAUGCUGCAAUGAUGUAUGGCUCAUCAUUAGCAAAUCAAGGAAAGGAUAUGGUUAACAAAGAGAUCAGCAGAUUCAUGUCUGUGAACAAGCUGAAAUACUUCUUUGCCGUCGACACCAGAUACGUACUGAAGAAACUUAUGAUCCUCAUGUUUCCUUACACACAUCAGGAUUGGGAGGUCCGUUACCAUCGGGAUACUCCACUGACUCCAAGACAGGAUGUGAAUGCCCCUGAUCUUUACAUACCAACAAUGGCUUUCAUUACCUACAUUUUACUUGCUGGAAUGGCCCUUGGCAUUCAGAAAAGGUUCAGUCCAGAGGUUCUUGGACUCUGUGCCAGCACUGCCCUUGUGUGGGUCAUCAUCGAGGUCUUGGUGAUGCUGUUGAGUUUGUACCUUCUGACAGUACACAGCGACCUGUCGACAUUUGAUCUUAUUGCCUACAGUGGAUACAAAUAUGUUGGGAUGAUCUUCACAGUGUUGUGUGGCCUGCUGUUUGGCAGUGAUGGUUAUUUUGUGGCCCUUGCCUGGUCCUCUUGUGCUCUUAUGUUCUUCAUUGUUCGAUCUCUGAAAAUGAAGAUCCUUCCCUCCAUCUCCUCGGACUCCAUGGGAACUGGAUCAAGUGCCAAACCCAAACUCCGCCUUUAUAUUACUGUGGCUACAGCACUCUUUCAGCCGAUCAUUAUAUACUGGUUAACCUCUCACUUGAUCAGGUGACUGUGAGGCUUCUAAUAGCCUGAAGUCCAUGUGUACUGGACCCAGACAGUGUGGUUGUUGAGUGUUUGUAAACCUGCCUUGAUAUGCUCUUUUGUCAGUAAAUUCAAAACAUAUGUAGAUGUUGUUGAAUUGCAGCCUGUGUUGCGUUUGUCUGACAGACAUGGUUGUAAUGCAGUGGUUUCAUUGAUUUAACCACAAUGUGCGACACAGAAAACGCCUCACUGGAAGACUUGUUCCCUUCCACCAUGAGCGUACAGUAACACUGACAGAUGCUUAUUUUUUGGCCAAAUAACAUUGAAAAUAAGGGCUUUCGUUGAAACAUUUGGUUGAUAGUAACUCGGAUUCAAUUUUCUUUUUGUAUAUUUUUGGACAUGCUUUCCAGUAUUUUUUUUCCCCCCACGCAGUAUAAACCGCACAAACAAAAGCACGCACAUUACACACACGGUUUGAUUUCCACAUUUCUGGUAUGGUGAUGUUGCUGCAACGUUUCCCUUUCUUCUGUAAGUCUUGGAUUUUAUUUAUCUACAUCUGACAAAGCAUGACAAUGUUUGGAUUUUUUUGUAGAAAAAAAAUACAUAUUUAGCUUUGUGCAUUUAACUCUACCAGUUUCUGACUUUUUGAGACUCUUGUUCUGUGCGAAGAACUAGUUCUGUCAGGAAUGUAUUUCUGUAUUUGUUGUAUCUGAUUUGUUUUUCCUAUGAAAAAUUGUGAUUUUUCUCCAUUAAUAUUUUUUUUUUCACAGA
Molecule: messenger RNA, 1846 nt
Organism: Scatophagus argus
Lineage: Eukaryota; Metazoa; Chordata; Actinopteri; Scatophagidae
Gene: yif1a
Product: Yip1 interacting factor homolog A (S. cerevisiae)
Exons: 9
Coding region: 96-1103 (335 amino acids)
Biological process (GO): endoplasmic reticulum to Golgi vesicle-mediated transport
Cellular component (GO): Golgi membrane; endoplasmic reticulum membrane; COPII-coated ER to Golgi transport vesicle
Source: RefSeq, a predicted model, not a curated record